GUUUACCUACAGGCUGAAGCUACAUCUCUGUUUUCACUCUCUGCUUUCACUCUUUAGCUCACACCCAAAAACCCAUUACUAUUUCACAAUUAACAACUCAUGUUGAAGAACGAAAACGCCAGUGACGGUGGAGGAGGCGGCGGCGGAACCAGUAACAACUGGGCUCGCGUGUGUGACACAUGUCGUGCAGCUGCUUGCACUGUCUACUGCCGCGCAGACUCAGUCUACCUCUGCGCCGGCUGCGAUGCCCGCGUACAUGCUGCCAACCGCGUGGCUUCCCAGCAUGAGCGCGUGUGGGUUUGUGAGGCGUGUGAGCGUGCUCCGGCUGCCUUUCUAUGCAAGGCGGAUGCAGCUUCUCUCUGCACUGCAUGUGAUGCAGAUAUCCAUUCGGCAAAUCCAUUGGCUCGCCGGCACCAACGUGUCCCAAUUCUUCCAAUUUCCGGCUCCCUGUACGGCCCCCAAGCAGGGAAUCCUGCUGGGGAGACCACUGAAGAUAUGUUCAUGACCCAGGAGGGAGAAGAGGGAGUUGGUGAGGAGGAGGAAGAUGAAGCAGCUUCGUGGUUACUGCCAAAUCCUGUGAAGAGUAGCAACGGGCAGAACUAUAAUGGGUUCUUGUUUGGUGGUGGAGAUGUAGAUGAGUAUUUGGAUCUUAUGGAGUAUAAUUCCAAUUCAUGUGGUGAUCAGAAUCAGUAUUCUGAUCAAAACAAUCUGCAGCACUACAGUGUUCCACAUCAGAAGAGCUGCUAUGGAGGUGACAGUGUUGUGCCUAAUCAUUGUGCAGAAGCAGCAAGAAAAGAUCAACUGCAUCAUCAAUACCAUAAUUUCCACUUGGGGUUGGAGAUUGACUCCUCAUCAAAAGCUGCUUACAGCUACAAUGGAUCAAUUAGCCAGAGUGUCUCCAUUUCAUCAAUGGAUGUUGGAGUGGUUCCUGAUUCAACAAUGAGUGAGGCAUCAAUCUCACACCACAGACCUCCAAAAGGAACUAUUGACCUUUUCUCCAGUCCUCCCAUGCAGAUGCCAUCCCAAUUUAGUCCAGGGGACAGGGAAGCAAGGGUGCUAAGAUAUAGAGAGAAGAAGAAGACAAGGAAAUUUGAGAAGACAAUCAGGUAUGCUUCAAGGAAGGCAUAUGCAGAGACUAGACCACGGAUUAGAGGCCGAUUUGCAAAGAGAACAGAUGUAGAAGUUGAAGUCGGUCAGUUGUUCUCCACAACACUAAUGGCAGAAGCUGGAUAUGGCGUUGUCCCAUCAUUCUAAGUCCUGCAUCAAAAUAUAGUUUCAAAGGAAAAAAAAAAAAAAACUUCGCUUAGAUGAGGGUUCUACCAGUUAUUACUGAAGCUGCACUACUAGUACUGCAUGUUUAUGUUCCUGAAUCUAACUUAUUUCUAUCUGUUUAUUGGUUUUGUUAAUUCGUCUUAUUUAUGAUGCUUCUAUCAUGUACAAUGCAUGUAUACUUAUAAUUUUGGAAUCUAAAGUAAAAGAAAUAUUCAAGUACCAACAAUUUCCUCA
This is a messenger RNA of Manihot esculenta (cassava), 1506 nucleotides long. RefSeq names its product zinc finger protein CONSTANS-LIKE 2. Gene Ontology annotation, biological process: regulation of flower development. NCBI's taxonomy places the organism in Eukaryota, Viridiplantae, Streptophyta, Magnoliopsida, Malpighiales, Euphorbiaceae. The transcript has 2 exons. Gene Ontology annotation, cellular component: nucleus. The coding region runs from base 100 to 1254 and encodes 384 amino acids. The record is from RefSeq and is a predicted model, not a curated record. Gene Ontology annotation, molecular function: protein binding; zinc ion binding.